Aptenodytes forsteri (emperor penguin) is the source of this 5938-nucleotide messenger RNA. RefSeq names its product ABI family member 3 binding protein (gene ABI3BP). Gene Ontology annotation, biological process: extracellular matrix organization; positive regulation of cell-substrate adhesion. NCBI's taxonomy places the organism in Eukaryota, Metazoa, Chordata, Aves, Sphenisciformes, Spheniscidae. Bases 88 to 4971 code for a protein of 1627 amino acids. The record is from RefSeq and is a predicted model, not a curated record. Gene Ontology annotation, molecular function: protein binding. The transcript has 59 exons.
GAGAGAACAGUUCACUUAAAUGCAGCUGCAGUACUUUUGUGUGAUACCUGUCAGAAUCAUUCCCAGUGCGAGGUUGGGUUUGUGACCAUGAUGUCAAGAUUGGUCUUUCUCCUUUUCUGUGGAUAUAUUGCACAAAACCUGGGAAAUGCUCAGAAAUUGCCAAGAGUGAAAAGGCAGAGUCUGAAAGUUCAGAUCAAUGCAACAGAUGACACCGUUUGCAUGAGGUAUCUUCGACCAAGUCAAAACACCAAACUAGAAGGUUUUGUCCUGGGUUACGGAAGCAACUUCUUCUCUAAUCAGUACAUUCCUUUACCUUCGGAUGGAAAAAUGUACAUAACAGAACUUGAUGCAGAGCCGCGGUAUUUGGUUUCAGUAAGACCAGCACGCGUUUCAAAUAACAAGAAAUCUUGUUCAGGUCGGACCAAGACACAAAAGCCUCUGCAGCUGGUAGUUGGCACUCUCACCCCAACCUCUGUGUUCCUCUCUUGGGGCAUCCUAGUCAACCCUCAACAUGACUGGACAGCAACAAGUAACUGUGCUAGCGACAGGUUCUAUACAGUUCGCUACAGAGAAAAGGAUAAAGACAAGAAAUGGGUUUUUCAGCUUUGCCCAGUUACAGAGACGGUGGUGGACAAUCUGAAGCCAAACACACUUUAUGAAUUUGGAGUUAAAGACAACGUAGAGGAUAGUAUUUGGAGCAAGACUUUCAAUCAUAAGACAGUUCUGUCUAAUAAAAAAGUAAAUGGACAACUCCAGAAUAUGUACAAGUUGGUACCUAAUUCCCAAACACAGCUUACACUGCGUGAUAAUAAGAAGUUGGUCCCUGUCACAAUAAUCAAACAAGUUAUUCAAAAUCGGACGCAGUCAAAAACUUCAGAUAGUUCUUCUCUGCCAGGAGCAAUAUUAGUGCACCUUAUUGUUCCAGGUCUCAAUGAAACUCAGCAGAAACUUCCUCCUCUCCUGACAAUAGAUGACAUACCUCAAGCAUCCAGGAAAAAACUGGCUAAGAAUGAAACUCGAGUAUGGCCUGCUGAAUCCAAAACACCAGAAGUUCAAGAAAUCUCUCCACAGUCCCUCCCAGCUCAGCCUGAGAAAAAACAUGGACCUAAGGAAUUUAAAUCAACGCCUAAACCCGAACUGGUGCAAACUCAAAACAUACUGGCUUCUAAUGAAAUACAGCCACUUCCUUCUGGAUCCAGAAUCUCUGGUGCUCCAAAAAGUCCAUUGACAGAACUUGCUACUCAGAGUCCAGCCUUGAAAUCUGUAUCUCUACCUUCUGCAGAAACCAGAGAGAUGGAGAUGGCUUUUGAGGAAACACAGCCUGUUUCUUCAGGAUCCAAAACAUCUGGUACCACAGAAUUGCAACCAACCAGAUCUGGUGAAAGGAAGCCUCUUUCUUCAAGAUCCACAACAUCUGGCAUGCCAGAAAUGCCACCAAUCUCAGCUGCAACGCAGAGUCCGGACCUGGAAUCCACCUCGUCUGCUUCACUGGAAACCACAAGGACUGUGAUAGCUACUCGAAGACCAAGGCUGAAGCCCACCGCUCCUUCCUCCCUGGCAACCCAGCAAACCGUGAUGGACUCACAUGACUUUCUUCAUGUUACUUCCACUCCCCAAACAUCUACAUCUGCAAUAUUGUCAGAGCAAGAGACUGCUUCUGAUGAAACACAGCCUAUUUCUUCAAGAUCCACAACGUUUGCUAUUCCAGAAAUGCCAUCAACAAAAUCUGCUACCCAGGAACCAGGCCUGAAAUUCACAUCUCAUCCCUCCAUGGAAACCAGAGGGAGCGUGAUGGCUUUUGAUGAAAAGCAGCACAUUUCUUCAAGAUCUGAAACAUCUGGCAUCCAAGAAAUGCCAUCAGCUGUACCUGUUCUCCCAAGACCAGUCCUGGAGCCCACAUCUUUUCCUCCACUGGAAACCACGAGGACAGUGAUGGUUACUCAGAGACCAAAGCUGAAAUCUACUUCUCCUUACCUUGCAAGCCAAGGAACAGUGGAGGCAACGCAGAGUCCGGACCUGGAAUCCACCUCGUCUGCUUCACUGGAAACCACAAGGACUGUGAUAGCUACUCGAAGACCAAGGCUGAAGCCCACCGCUCCUUCCUCCCUGGCAACCCAGCAAACCGUGAUGGCUUCAGUGGACUCUCACCAUAUUACUUUCCCGUCCCAUACAUCUGCGUCUGCAGAAAUAUCAAAAAUAAAGACUGUUACAAGUUCAGCUGACCUGGAAAAAUCUAUGCCUCCACUUUCCAGAACACCUCAUGUGCAAACCACAACUAUGGCUUUCAAUGGUAUUCAGCCUGUUCUUUCAAGCCUUGUGACACCUAGUAAGCCUGAAAUACCAGAUGCUGGACCAGCAACAAGUGAAUCCAUUCUGGAAUCUUUCACACCUAAAACUUCUCGUCCUUUUCAAUGGCCAAGGGUAACAUUAGCUCCAAAGGAAAUACCACUUAUUCCUUCUAAACUGAAACCAGCUGCUACCCCAGAAGUACAGCAUGUGAAACCUGCCCCUAAACAACCACUUUUGGAGCCUAAAACUUCUCAGACUGUUGAACAACCAAAAGCAACACUAGCUCCUAAAGAAGCAAAACUCACACCUUCUGCAUCUAAACCUAGACCAUCCGCCAGACACAAAAAGCCACCAACUAAACCUGCAGCAACCAUUCCGGUGUCAGUCACUGCUAGGAGUCCCUACACAUAUGAACGUCCAAAGACUGCAGAGGCUCCAAAGGAGACUCAACGUUUUCCUUCUAAACCUAAAACUUCACCCAAACCUCAUAUCCCACAGGCCAAAGAUGUCCUGGAAUCUAUAACAUUUAGAACUGAUCAGCUAAAACCAACAAUAGUUCCAAAAGAAACACAGCGUGUUCCCUCCAAACCUAGAACAUCACCAAGCUCAGAGGUUCCACACACCAAACCUGUUCUGGAACCAAUUACGUUUAGAACUGAGAAACCAAAGUCAACAAUAGUUCCUAAAGAUACACGUCAUGGGCCUUCCAAACCUAAAACAUCACCCAGCCCACGUGUUCCUCCAACUAGAGCAAGUCCAAAAGAAAGUCGGCGAGUCUCUUCCAAGCCCAGAGCAUCACCAAGUCCAGAUGUACCACACACAAAACCUGCUCCUAGAGAACCACAACAUACUCCCUUUAAACCUAAAGCAGCUCCCAUCCCAGAUGCUCCACACAGCAAGCCUGAAAUCAUUCCAACCUUCCAUGAACCAGAUACUACUAUGAUUCCUCAUAUUCCUGAAAGAUCAAAGGCAACAUUGGCUCCAACUGAAAAACAGUUCAUUCAUGCCAAACCAAAAACAUCUGAAAAACCAAGAGUGCUACACACCAAACCUGCAAUACAUCAGACAACUCCACAACCAAUUAUUACAAAAUCUUCUACUACCACUGAGCAUUCAAGGGCAACAAUGGCUCCAAAAGAAACACUGCUUAUUCCUUCCAAACCCAAAACAUCUGUCGGGCCAGAAGUACCGCAGACUAAAUCUGCUCCAAGGGCAACACACCUGGGAUCAAUUAACCUUAUAACAGUUCAUGUUGUUGAUGGGUCCAAAAUGACUUUGGUUCCCAAUGAAACUUACCAGAUUUCACCCAAGACCAAAACUGCUCUAGCAACUGAAAUUCCAUGGUUUAAUACAGCACCUCAUAAAACACGUCUCACUUCUGCAAGACCAAAGCCACCUGGUAAAUCACAGACCAGACCUGCUCUUAGUAAAACCACACUAGCACCAGCUAGAACAAAAGCACUUGGACUGCCAAAGUGGAUUGUGCCAACAACAGAUGAUGUAUAUACACCUGAGGAUAUUGCCAGACAAAUUGGCAUGGAUGUGGAAAAAACUUUGGAAUAUAGUGAUACCUGGGAAAAGCCAAUUUCUGUAACUACAUCACCUGGCCCUCAGCAUCCUCCUAUACCUCCUGUCAAGCCUACACAAAUGCGAAGAAAACCUCUGCCUCCAAACACCGUGACUGGUAAACCAGGGAGUCCAGCUAAACCCGCUGGACCAACACCACCUGUGAGGACAGGAACGUCAUAUAAGAUGCCAACAGCUUUUGCAACUCCAGAGUAUUAUGUUGAUGCAACUGUCUUCAGCUCAAGUCCUACAUCAGAAACAGAUUCUUCAGGCAAACCAAGGUACCAAGCCCCCCAUGUCAAGUACAUGAAGAAAGAUGAUGAUGUGCCUUGCUCUAUCACAAGCUCUCUUGAACAUUUUCCUCAAGAAGAAGCUGGCAGCAAGGAAGAACCUACUCGUCCUCCACAAAAUCCUCCAACCAACCUCACAGUGGUGACUGUUGAGGGCUGUCCAACUUUCGUCAUAUUGGACUGGGAAAAACCAGACAAUGACACUGUUACUGAGUAUGAGGUUGUGUCAACUGAAAAUGGAGCAAGUGAUGGUGAAAAGGAGAAAUCGAUUAUCACUACGAAUCAAACCCAUUCUACUGUGGAAAACCUAAAACCUGACACAAGUUAUGAAUUCCACGUGAAACCUAGAAACCCUCUUGGUGAAGGUCCAAGUAGCAAUGUUGUGGCAUUCAGUACUGAAUCAGCGGACCCAAGAGUGAGUGAGCCAAUUUCAGUGGGAAAGGAUGCUAUCUGGACUGAAAUCCCAUUCAAUUCGGACACCUAUUCAGAAUGCAAAGGGAAACAAUAUGUAAAGAGGACUUGGUAUAAGAAGUUCGUAGGUGUGCAGCUGUGUAAUUCUUUGAGAUACAAGAUAUACCUCAGUGAUUCACUUACAGGAAAAUUUUAUAACAUAGGAGACCAGAGGGGCCACGGAGAAGAUCACUGCCAAUUUGUAGACUCAUUCUUAGAUGGAAGGACAGGACAGCAAGAAGAUCUACCAGUCAAAGAUGGAUUUUUCAGGGCAGUUCGUCAGGAACCUGUCAAAUUUGGAAAAAUAGGCGGGGAGACUCACAUUAACUAUGUUCGCUGGUACGAGUGUGGAACGUCAAUACCUGGGAAAUGGUAGAUGCGACAUGAACUUGGUGAAGAGGCCCAGCACUUACCGCCCCCGUCCGACUGCCCAACGCAGGCUCAAAGGUGGAAAUGUUUAUGGUAUGCCUGGCACUUCAAUAAGUUUGCUGAUGUGCAAGGGUUUAUACAAGUCUAAUGCCAAUACUGCAUUAAUUGUGUAAUAGCGUAGGCUGCUUACUGUAGUUAUCCAGUUUUACCAAUUUGUUUUUAGAUUAAAAAAAAUCCCAAACAGGCUAGGGACAUGUUGUAGGAUAAUGUAUAGGGAAGCUGGCUCCCUAUUCUUGAGGUAUGGUUUAUAUGGUAUUUUAAAAGAUACGGUGUGUAUAUUAUUUAUCACAAUGUUGUAAUAAAUGUUUAAGGCACAGUUACGGCAGAGUUGGUCAUGGAAUGCAACGUGCGUUAGUUUUUAAAUAGUCACUGGUCUUCUUACAAGUGCCAUAAGCUACCUGUCCAGAUAGAUCUGUAAUGUCUCCCCAGUCGUAAAUUAUAGAAACGCCCCUACAAUUUUUAAUAUCCUGCAACCAGUAAACUUGAACCGCCUUCUCCUUCCAUGUACAAACAGUCUAUACUCCUGCCAAAACGCUGAGGUAGGUUGCUAUACGUGCCGCUUUAAACUAUCAGGUUAGUGGGGUUUUUUCCAUGUUUGUUUUCAAAUGCUUCAGCUCCAGCAGAACAGUAUGUGCAGCCUGCCGCUACGGAGCUAGAGCCACUCCCCUGAGCUGGGCAGUGGCUGGUCGGUGGGUUUGGUUUCCGCCGGUUAAAGCAGACAGGUACAUCGUACCUACACGGAGUAAGAAAAUGAAACCGGCCUCCACUGCUGUGGCUUUGCACGACGAUGUAGUGUUCGGAGACCGAGACUUACUGGUUCAAAAGCCGAAUGUACCUACAGUGCAGGGGGACUUGGAAAGAUAAAUGAAACGGGGAAAAAAUAAGCUACUUAUAACAGCAUAAUCAGGUUUAUU